This is a messenger RNA of Fonsecaea multimorphosa CBS 102226, 2544 nucleotides long. RefSeq lists its product as uncharacterized. The transcript is spliced from 3 exons. Gene Ontology annotation, molecular function: RNA binding. The coding region runs from base 1 to 2544 and encodes 847 amino acids. The record is from RefSeq and is a predicted model, not a curated record. Gene Ontology annotation, cellular component: mitochondrial inner membrane. Lineage: Eukaryota; Fungi; Ascomycota; Eurotiomycetes; Chaetothyriales; Herpotrichiellaceae.
AUGAUUCUGUCGAGAACUGCUCGAAGCUCUUUCGGGCGACCGACAGGUCUCCUAUCGAAUCUCUCGAGGCAAACGCAGCGCUACACUUGGAAGAGCCCUCGUUCGACACCCAGUUUCUCUUUGGUGCCGUCAGGAAAGAGGUGGACGUCUACUGAAGCUGGCGAUAACGAAUCAGGCCACAUUCUGACCCAGAAAAAUGAAGGCAUCUUGUUCUUCGACAAUGUCUUUCCUUUAAAGCUCCAGUGGCUCAACCGAGUCCCCUACCUAAACCCUGACAAGUUCCUGGCAACAUCCCUCAGCAAGGUGAAUCAACCCAACCUUGCUCUGGCUGACCCCUCCAGUAUCAUCAAGCGAGCCCUGCCUGAAAACCUGCCCCUCCAUGUCGAAACCGUCCUUCCGAGGCUGCGAGAAGGUGGAGCUUUUGUCAAAUUUUCUCAUGACGAAGGAAUAACUGCCACAGAGCUGGAAAGCACGCUGAAACAAUACCUGGAGGAAAAGCCCAUUACACCAUGGUUCAAUCCUUUUCGAAGAGUUCGCGCCUUCUUGGUGCAAGGAAAGCCGUGGAUUGAAGAUCUAUAUCGCGUGCCCACUUCCAGGAUCAAGGUCGAAUUCCUGCCCACCGCUCCUGAGAAUUCGGCGGCAGAAUUGACCCAAGAGACGCUUUAUUCGUUGUUCCGCCGGUAUGGAAAGCUCACAGAGAUCAUACCGCAACCAUCUGACUCAAAAGCCGUGCCUAAAUUUGCCUAUGUCGACUACGCACGGGUGAGAUUCGCAACCAUGGCCAAGAAUUGCAUGCAUGGAUACGUCGUCCCCGCUGAAGACGGCGGAGGAAAGACGGGAACGCUCCUCAAACUGAGUUACGAGUCCAAACGCAAGACCCAUUGGAUAUGGGACUGGAUGACGAACCACCCCAGGAUCGUUAUUCCUUUGUUGGUCGCUCUACUGACCGCAGCCUCCGUCGCCGUGUUCGACCCCAUCAGAACCUUCUUCAUCAGGAUGCACAUCACCCACGGCCUUCACCUGGAAGAUCAACGCAUCUUCAAGUGGGUUAGAAGCUGGCUUCUCCGAGGCUACGACAUCAUCAGGUUCCGAAAAUCGAAUCGUGACGACGAAAACCUGAGGAUUGUCUGGGAGGAUCGCCAAGGUGCCAUCAACCAGCUGAAAACGUGGUUGAUUGAGACUGCAGAUACGUUUAUCGUUGUGCAAGGACCCCGCGGCGCUGGCAAGAAGGAAUUGGUUGUCGACCAAGUCCUGAAAGAUCGACCACACAAACUAGUGAUUGAUUGCAAGAAGAUUCAGGAAGCCCGCGGAGACAGCAACACAAUUGCUGCUGCGGCAGCCGAAGUAGGCUAUCGACCGGUAUUUUCUUGGAUGAACAGCAUCAGUAGCAUGGUCGAUCUCGCGGCAACAGCCACUAUUGGCACAAAGGCCGGAUUUUCCGAAACGUUAGACAACCAACUAGCCAAGAUUUGGGGCAACACGACGACUGCGUUAAAGCAGAUUGCAUUGGAACCGCGCAAAAAGGAUGACAAAGACGCGCAAUUGGCGGACGACGAAUGGUUGGAAGCUCAUCCGGAGUAUCGACCAGUGGUGGUGAUUGACAAUUUCUUGCACAAAAACAACGAGGGUACCAAUAGUAUGGUCUAUGAUAAACUGGGAGAAUGGGCUGCUAUUUUGACGACGCAGAAUAUUGCCCAUGUGAUUUUCCUGACCACGGAUGUGUCCUUCUCCAAGUCACUGAGUAAGGCACUGCCUGACAGGGUGUUCCGGCAAAUCACGCUGAGUGACUGCACUCCUGAAGUGGCAAAGAAGCUGGUCAUCAAGCACCUGGACGCUGACAUCGCAGAAGACGGUGCUUCGGGUGAGGGGAAGAUUAGUCCGACACAGAUGAGAAGUGAUCUUGAUGAGCUGGAUGGAGUGAUCCAAGUGCUCGGAGGUCGCUUGACUGACCUCGAAUUCCUUGCGCGAAGGAUCAAGACAGGCGAAUCACCCGGAAAAGCGGUACGCCAGAUCAUUGAGCAAUCCGCCUCGGAGAUCCUGAAAAUGUAUCUUCUGGACGUCGACAUUUCAAGCCGCAAAUGGACGCCUCAGCAAGCAUGGUUAAUCAUCAAAGAGCUUGCUGCAAACGAGACACUUAGAUACAAUGAGUUGCUUCUGAACGAUCUCUUCAAAGACGGCGAAACCGUGCUGCAAGGACUCGAGCAGGCCGAACUGAUCACAAUCACGUCCAAGAACGGACGGCCGUACAGCAUCAAGCCAGGGAAACCGGUGUACCAAUCCGCGUUCGAGUAUCUGACCGAGGACGACGUGCUCCGAGCGAGACUGGAUUUGGCGAUUCUGUCGCAAUUGAUCGGCAUGGAGAACAAGAACGUGGAGAAAUUCGAGGCGGAGCUGAAGACGCUGGCAGAGAUGCCUGGAACGCCCAGCGAGCUAAAGCCCCGGAUCAAAUGGUGUCUGGGCAAAGCGAUGGCGAGCCAGGAGAAGAUCAUGAAGUACGAGGCACAGAGCGGGAAGUUGAAGAAGGUGCUUGCCGAGCAGUUUUGA